CUUUUAUUUGACCUGAUCUACUACAACACCGAAACCAGUGGCAUGGAGCGGCAUCCCGGGCCAACGCUCAUCUUCACAGAUGCUGAGAAAAGAGUCGGGAAGAAUGAUGCUCUUGUCCAAGCCAGGUCUAGUACAGUGCAGAACAUAGUGCUCACCUACGGCUACGACGACCGCCUUCGGCUUGCUGUUCAGGGAGUGACAGGCUUGGACGGCGAAAAGCUUCAGGCCACCUGGAGAGACCCAGAUGGAAAGGAUUGCAAUAUCACCACUUCCCCCUUCGAUAUCGUUAAAUCGAAACUCUUACCCGGCACAAUGAGAAAGUUUGUUGAAGGCCUCUCACCCUCUUCAGUCAAGAAAUUCGUCAACGAGCACUUUUCCGAGUUGAAGCCGAUACACCAAAUUCUCAAUAGCCUCACCGAAGAUUACAAACAAGGCAUUGUUAAGAAGGCGCUGGAUUCUCUUAUUGCAUAUCGACUGGCGACUUCUAUGGUUGUUUCGGAUGGCACUGAUGCCAUUUUUGAAAGCGGGCUGGUAGAUGCUGAAACCUCCCGGCUGCAUGGUCAAACUGUCGUGUCCCCACUGAUCAAUGCAAACCUUCGACUUAUUCAACUACAAGUUUGGCUGCAACUGAGAUCCGAACUAUUCGAGGAGCUCUCCAAAACUUCCAGCCAGACGAAUGAAAAAUGGCUAGUGAUGCUGAUCCUUCUUCUCAACCUUGAGGAUGUCGAAUUUGACUGCAAAUUUCGCGAUCUUACAGUUCGGGACGUCGAGAAAGCUAGUGCGGAGCUUGAGCAACGCAUCCAGGAGUUUCUGAUCGACAGUAACUUCACUUCAGAAUCUCUCGACACAGGUGAUGCGUCUGGGAAGGCUGUGCGCAGAAUACUUGACGACAGUAUACCUCAUAAGAAAAUGAUCAUCGAAGUUAGUGAGAAAGAUCUCAGCUCUGCGUUUGACAGCAAAGAUGUAAACUCAGUGGCAGGCCUGCACACCUUCAAGCUCUUAAGGAAGAGCUUGAACAUCGAAACAGGAAAGCUCGCUUGCCAUCCUUCUCUGGGAACUAUUUCUAAAUUGUAGGAGGUUUAUUUUCUUUAGCUUUAG
Molecule: messenger RNA, 1098 nt
Organism: Ilyonectria robusta
Lineage: Eukaryota; Fungi; Ascomycota; Sordariomycetes; Hypocreales; Nectriaceae
Exons: 2
Coding region: 43-1074 (343 amino acids)
Source: RefSeq, a predicted model, not a curated record